This is a messenger RNA of Sporothrix brasiliensis 5110, 1692 nucleotides long. RefSeq names its product GABA-specific permease. Gene Ontology annotation, biological process: transmembrane transport. The record is from RefSeq and is a predicted model, not a curated record. Gene Ontology annotation, cellular component: membrane. The transcript has 2 exons. Bases 1 to 1692 code for a protein of 563 amino acids. Lineage: Eukaryota; Fungi; Ascomycota; Sordariomycetes; Ophiostomatales; Ophiostomataceae. Gene Ontology annotation, molecular function: transmembrane transporter activity.
AUGGCCUCACGCGACGUCGAGGCCCCUGUCGACCCCAAGUUGGCGGCGGCCACCGCAUCGGCCGCCGACGCCAACCUCGCCAGCACGGCCGACGCCGAGCUGCUCGCCACGCUGGGCUACAAACAAGAGCUGAAGCGCAACUUCAGCACGCUCGAGGUCUUUGGCAUUGCCUUUUCCAUCAUGGGCCUGCUGCCGUCGAUUGCCAGCACGCUGGCCUUCUCGCUGCCGGCGGGGCCCGGCGGCAUGGUCUGGUCGUGGUUCGUGGCCUCGGGCUGCAUCUUUGUCGUGGGCCUGGCCAUGGCCGACCUGGGCAGCGCCAUGCCGACGAGCGGCGGCCUGUACUACUGGACGCACUACUACGCGAGCCCGCGCACGCGCAACUACCUGUCCUUCCUCGUCGGCUACAGCAACAGCCUGGGCCUGGUCGGCGGGCUCUGCAGCAUCGACUACGGCGGCGCACUCAUGUUCUGCUCGCUGCUCGUCAUCCACCGCGACGGCGACUGGGCGGCGUCCAACGGCACGGUCUACGCCGUGUUCCUGGCCAUCGUGCUGACGCACGGCGUGCUGGCGUCGCUGCUCAGCAGGGUCAUGAACAAGCUGCAGACGUUUGCCGUGUGCAUGAACAUCGCCCUGAUGCUGGCCACCGUCGUCGCGCUGCCCGUGGGCCUGACGCGCGCGGGCGUCCGCGGCGCCAACGACGGGCGCUUCAUCUUCGGGACGCUCGCCAACCUCGCCGCGUGGCCCCGCGGCUGGACGUUUAUGCUCGCGUGGCUGUCGCCCAUCUGGACCAUCGGCUCCUUUGACGCCUGCGUGCACAUGUCCGAGGAGGCGUCCAACGCCGCCAAGGCCGUGCCGCUGGGCAUCCUCUCGUCCAUCGGCAUGUGCUGGCUGCUGGGCUUUGUGCUCGUCAUUGUCAUUGCCGCCUGCAUCGACCCCGCCAUCGACAACGUGCUCGGCAGCGUCUACGGCCAGCCCAUGGCCCAGAUCUACUACGACGCCCUCGGCAAGAGCGGCACCCUCGGCUUCAUGUCGUUUUUGUUCAUCGUGCAGUACCUCAUGGGCCUGUCCAUCCUCGUCGCGGGCUCGCGCCAGGCCUGGGCGUUUUCGCGUGACGGCGCCCUGCCGUUCUCCAGCUACCUCCGCAAGAUUAGCAAAACGUUCGGCUACAUCCCCGUCCGCACCAUCUGGGCCUGCGUCUUCGUCGCCGCCGUCCUCGGCCUCCUCUGCCUCAUCGCCCCCGCCGCCGCCUCGGCCCUCUUCUCCCUCGGCGUCGCCGGCAACAACCUCGCCUGGGGCACCCCCGUCUUCGCCCGCGUCGUCUGGGGCCAAGCCCGCUUCCGCCCCGGCGCGUUCUACACCGGCCGCUACUCCCUGCCCAUUGCCUGGUUCUGCGUCGUGUUUUUGCUCUACGGCAUCGUCCUCUCCAUGUUCCCCGUCGGCGGGCCCAACCCAGACCCGCAGGCCAUGAACUACACCGUGAUCAUCAACAUGGCCGUCUGGGGCGGCGCCUCGCUCUACUACCUCGUCGACGCGCGCAAGUGGUUCAAGGGGCCCAAGAUGACGCUGGGCGAGGGCGAGGGCAGCGACGGCAUUGUGGGCGACAUUGUGGGGAUUGCGGGCGUAGGCUUGCCGGUGGCGCCGACGGCGACGGCCGAGGAUACGCCGUCGACGGACAAGGAGAAGAGUGGCUGA